Cavenderia fasciculata is the source of this 1992-nucleotide messenger RNA. It is a transcript of the gene pten, whose product is annotated as protein tyrosine phosphatase. The transcript has 6 exons. Gene Ontology annotation, molecular function: protein tyrosine phosphatase activity; phosphatidylinositol-3,4,5-trisphosphate 3-phosphatase activity. The record is from RefSeq and is a predicted model, not a curated record. Lineage: Eukaryota; Evosea; Eumycetozoa; Acytosteliales; Cavenderiaceae. Bases 1 to 1992 code for a protein of 663 amino acids. Gene Ontology annotation, cellular component: nucleus; cytosol; plasma membrane. Gene Ontology annotation, biological process: cell motility; regulation of phosphatidylinositol 3-kinase/protein kinase B signal transduction; negative regulation of cell population proliferation.
AUGUUUGACAACACUGUUUCCUCUCAUAAAACAUCCAUUGCUUUACUAAAGUUUCAAAAACAACAACAAGGUAAAAGAUUAAGUUUGCUUUAUAACUCGACGAUCACAACAACAACAUCAUCGUCGUCAUCUAGAAAACAAGUAGAAGAAGAAGAAGAAGAAGAAGAAGAGGAACAAGAACAAGGACAAGGACAAGACAAGUUUCAACAAGAACAAAAAGAAGAAGGAAGAGAUUUUUCAAUACCCUCUUCUCCUCGUACUGUCACCACUCCCACCACCACUACUUCUCCCGUUCCACCCAAUAUAACAACAACAGUAUCUGUAACAUCUAUAGUAUCACCAAGAUCCUAUAAUUGUAGUAAUAGUACUUGUAAUAAUAAUCAACAACUUUGUUUAUCAUCGUCAUCGUCAUCAUCAACUUUAUCAAAACAACAACAUCAACAAGAUCGAAUCAAUAGAAUGAGUAAUUUAUUAAGAGUUGCAGUAUCAAAGCAAAAGAGAAGAUACCAAAAGAAUGGAUAUGAUCUCGAUUUGGCUUAUAUCACCGACCGUGUCAUUGCUAUGGGUUUCCCAAGUGAAAAGGUAGAAGGUGUAUUUAGAAAUCCAAUGAAAGAGGUUCAAAAGUUUUUGGAUCAAUAUCACAAAGAUCACUAUAGAGUUUAUAAUUUAUGUUCAGAAAGAGAUUAUGAUCAUAACAAAUUUUAUGGAAGAGUUGGAUGUUAUCCAUUUGACGAUCACAAUGCACCAGCUUUUGAAUUGAUUCAAAAGUUUUGCCAAGAUGUAGAUGAAUGGUUCAAAGAAGACCCAAAAAAUAUUGCUGUUGUUCAUUGCAAGGCCGGCAAAGGAUUAAUGAUUUGUUGUUGGUUACUUUAUUGUGGUAUGUGGAAGAAUACUGAGGAAUCAUUAAGAUUCUAUGCAGCAUUACGUACCUAUAACCAAAAGGGAGUUACCAUUCCAAGUCAAAUUAGAUAUGUUCAUUAUUUUGGUAGAAGUAUGCGUGAAUCUAUUCCAGCCACCAAGAGUCUCCUUCUCAAAAAGAUCUAUUUGAAGCCACUUCCACUCGAUAUCUCACUCCAAGACAUUACAUUUAAUGUCUCGGUUGGCAAGACACUUGUAUAUCACUCCAAGCAAGUCGAGAAUGUCACCAUCCAUCGUCUACAAAAGAAAAAGAUCAAAAAGUCACAGAGCAAACGUGACCUCAAGGAAAAAGACAACACUGGCGACAAGGGUUCAUCGGCCAACGACGCCACCUCCUCUACCAACGGUAGCAACGGUGUUCUCGGCUCGAGUGUCCGCGGACAAUCGCUGAUCGACAAGCACCACCAAUCGCUCUCCAAGGGAUCGAGCCAAAACUACAAAUCACAAAUCGAGCACACUAGCUCCAAUGCUUCACUCUCUAGCAGCUCUAGCUUUGACUAUCAAGCCUACUACCUCAAACAACAAAACAAUGCCAAAGAGGAAGAACAAGAAGAAUAUAUCUCGUUUGACGUUGGCGGUAUCAUGUUGGCCGGCGAUAUUCGUAUUGAAUUCUGUAACAAAAAUGAAAGAAUGUUUAUGUAUUGGUUCAACUCUACCUUUACUUCUCACUUUGAGUCCAUUUCAAAGACUGGUCUCGACAAGGCUCACAAGGACAAGAACCACAAAUCCUACCCUGAAAAUUUCCGUGUAGAAAUGGUUUUCGAUGAAUUACCCGUUGAACACAACGAUCAAAAUGGAAGUGUCCAACAUCAACAACAACAAAAUAUAUCAACAACACCACUCUCUGUUGCACCAGCCAUUGCACCACCAUCUGAUCCAUCUCCUUCUAUUCCAAUCACUCCUGUCAAGAGCGACAAUCAAAAUGGUGCAACCACUGUAAUUGUCAAUCAAAAGGAUGAAACUGAUAGUGAGGAUAGUAGUGAUAGUACUAGCAGCGACGAACAUCAACAACAACAACAGGAACCACAACAACCAACUAAUUUAUCUUCAUCUAUAAAUGUUGCAAAUAAUUAA